UCCUAUCCCCCCCUUCCUUCUCCAUAGGCAAUGACUGACUGAUUGACUGAUUGGGCCUUUACUACGAAAGGCUCCUGCAGUCAGAAACUCAGGAAACCAGUCCCAGGAAGCACCAGGCCUACACUGAGAAACGUCCGCACAUCAGUCCCUAGUCGCUCCUCGUUUAUUCACAGCAGCACAACUGGACUGAAAGAAGCAGGAUAUCCAGAUUUGUAAUUGUUUACCUCUGGAGGUCAGCUGAGGCAUUAACCUUACCACUGCGAUCAGAAGGAGACUGAGACUGAACUAUUUUCGGCAACCGUGGAACGAGGAGCACAAGGAGCACAAGGAGCGACUGCAUGAUGAUUGAGAGUGACAGAGAGCUGUCGGCCAUGGUGCAGGAGAUAUGGGACAACGAUGUCAGCCGACUCAAACCUGGAAAAGACUACAGGAUAUCUCUGCAGGGCAAAGCUGGAGACAACAUGGGCAGCAAUGACAACAAUGAGAGAGCAGGACUUCCUCUGUUUACAUUUGUCAAUGAGAAUAUUUUCAAAAAGGAGACGUUUUUAGCCUUCAUCUCACUUCUGGAUAACUAUGAAAGUGACACAGGUGUGCCAGAGAUUGUAACCCCUGAGGAAGUAGCCGAGAACCACAGGUUCCUGGACGCCAUCAUUCAGACUUCCACUAUGAAGAUAGCUCAUAAAUACCUGGUGGAGAAGCACCUCUCUCCUCAAGAUGAGACAGAAUUUAAGGAGCAGCUCUACAGGAUCUGGUUUGAACUCUAUGCAAGGAGAGGAUCCAGUAGGCCAGACUCUUCAGGGUUUGAACAUGUGUUUGUCGGUGAGACAAGAGGAGGCCGGACUGUCAUCGGUUUUCACAACUGGAUCCAGCUGUACUUACAAGAAAAGCUGGGUCACAUUGAUUACAAAGGCUACAGUGUCACAGCAAAUUCUCCUCAGCCCGACGAGUACAAACACAUCCUGGCGUUACAGUUCAGCUGGAAAAACGGCAUAAAGCCCAAGGGCAGCAUCUUCAUCGGCGUCAGUCCCGAGUUCGAGUUCGCCCUUUACACUCUCUGUUUCCUCACCUCGCCAAAUGAGCGUGUCAAAGUGCAUUUCAGUUUCUAUGACGUGGAGAUUGUCUGUCACCACUACAACCAGAAGCACAUAGGCACCACCUACCCUGUGCUACUUAGGUACAGGAAUCCUCAGUAAGACUUGAUUGGAAAUCAGUCCGAUAUAUUGCCUCUCCAACACUUGAUGUUACAAAGUGUCACGGGUACUGUUGGUGUCUUUUUGUUUUACACAAUAAAGACUUCCAAGACCCAUU
Girardinichthys multiradiatus is the source of this 1308-nucleotide messenger RNA. RefSeq names its product endonuclease, polyU-specific 2 (gene endou2). The coding region runs from base 339 to 1193 and encodes 284 amino acids. Gene Ontology annotation, molecular function: RNA endonuclease activity. The record is from RefSeq and is a predicted model, not a curated record. The transcript has 7 exons. Lineage: Eukaryota; Metazoa; Chordata; Actinopteri; Cyprinodontiformes; Goodeidae.